Messenger RNA from Papilio polytes (common Mormon), 924 nucleotides. Its product is annotated as kynurenine/alpha-aminoadipate aminotransferase, mitochondrial. Bases 148 to 924 code for a protein of 258 amino acids. Lineage: Eukaryota; Metazoa; Arthropoda; Insecta; Lepidoptera; Papilionidae. Gene Ontology annotation, molecular function: L-kynurenine:2-oxoglutarate transaminase activity; pyridoxal phosphate binding. Gene Ontology annotation, biological process: biosynthetic process. The transcript is spliced from 6 exons. The record is from RefSeq and is a predicted model, not a curated record.
GCGGCGGCGGCGCGCUAGAGGACAAUUUGGCACAUUACUUUGCGGACCUCAGACGUGUCCUACAAAAAAUUCCAAAUUAACACAUUAAUAUAUUACAAUUACAACAAGAUAAAGAUACAAUAAAAAAUCAAACAGACUUCGAAUAACAUGUUUUCGCCAUCAAAAUUAAGAUUUAAUUCGAAGUUAUUUAAAAAAAUACUCGAUGUGCGGUCUUCAUACGAACUGUCAAAGGUUCGAUAUUCAGACGACACUCCGGAGAUACUGAAGUUCUACAGCGACACGCCCUGGGAGCUAGACAAGUACCCCAAGUUGAGUGAGGACGACUACACAAGGUUCAUUAGCAAGAGGGCCAUGAAGAGAGAGCCCGCUGUUACACGACAAAUAAGUAAGUUCGAGUACACGUACACGGGCGCACUCUCCGUGCUGAGGCCGUACGAUCCAGAACUGAUCCUAAUCCCAGAAGACGAGAGCGGGAUAGUCCCCGAGACGCUGGAGGCGGUGCUGGAGAGCCGCGCGGCGCGGGGGCUGCGCAUGCCGCGGCUGCUGUACGUGGUGCCCACCGGCAGCAACCCCACCGGCCUCGUCAUCCCCGACCACAGAAAGAAGCACAUCUACGAGCUGGCCUGCAAAUACGACUUCCUCAUUUUAGAAGACGAUCCCUACAUGUUCUUUAAUUAUACUGGAGUGCGCACGGUGUCGUUCCUGUCGCUGGACGUGUGCGGGCGCGUGCUGCGGCUGGACUCGGCCAGCAAGGCGCUGAGCGCGGGGCUGCGGCUGGGCUGGCUCACCGCGCCCGCGCCGCUGCUCGCCCGCGCCGAGCUGCACUCGCAGGCCGAGCUGCUGCACCCCUCCACUCUGUCGCAGGCGAUAAUCCUAUGUCCGGCGCGCUCGCUCCGUCCCGCUCUCGCCGCGGGGGCGCUGUAA